AUGAAGCGCGGUGCAGACAAGCAGCUGUCCAAGGACGAUGCGGACGACGACGUCGAGGAGAUUGACACGCCCGCUCAGGGUCUGCAGAAAGCCGACGAAGCGGCCUUGUCCCAACGAAAGAUCAGAGGAUUGCCUAAACGCUCAUCGCAAAGUCCGGCACCCACACUAUUUCCCGCCGUGUCUUCUUCCACCAGUCCCUUUGCUGCGACCUUCAAAUUGGGCUCCUCCACAGGCCCCACAGGCUCCUCACAACCCUCCCCCUUUUUACCUUUGUUGGCACCUGUGGCAUCUUCAGCAUCCAACGCCACGAAGGCUUUCGCUUCCUUCAUCAACCCAGCCGCUUCCACCAUCAACACCACCACCACUACUGCCGCUAAGUCUGCUGAUCCAACACCCUUAUCCGACUCCGACUCUACUGCAGCCACGGAUGAUGCAGCCUUGAAAUACUACACUUCCCUUCGUGGCCUGAAUACCUCCUUCCUAUCCACCGUCUCGAAGGCCGUCGAGUCUGAUCCCUUCUUGGACAUUGCAGAUGUGCUUGAGCAGUAUAAGAAACACAGAAUAUCCGUGCAGCGGGAAUAUGACGACAAAUCCACCCGUGAGUCUGCUUCUCCUGCCGUCAAUGGAUCGUCGGUGUCUGCGGUCCCACCUGCCGUGCCAUCUUCUUCGUUCGCCUUUGGCACGAGCUCUGCGCCCAGCGCUGCACUCAAACCCCCUACUAUGCCUGCUCCACCGACCACCUUUGCCGGUUUCCGCCCCGCAGCUGCAUCUUCGUCUUCUACUUCCUUCGGUGGCAAUUUCUCAGUUGGGCCGGACAUUGCAGCUGCCAAUGGCAGUCAAUCGUCCAGCUUCAAAUUCCCAUCCACGUCAUCCGCUCCAACACAAUCCGAGACGUUAUCUGCGUCUUCAGCAGCUCCCCCAAAACCUUCCUUCUCGUUUGACACCCCCCCUUCCGAUAGCGCUUCGACGCUGAAAAGCAACCCCUUUGCUUUACCAGCAAAAGACGCCGCGCCCUCGCUACCAUUCUCCCUCAGUGGCUCUUCCAGCAGCGGUGGUACCUCUCUCUUCGGCCUGAACUCCGCUUCUCCAAACACGUCCAGCCUAUUCGGUAGGAUCAGCAGCGCCGCAGACAAGCCUAAGCAUGACGAUGGCAAUGACGACAACGAUAAGCCCGCUCCAUCGCCCUUCGGCACAUCGACCCCCGUGAAGUCUGCCUCCUCCUCGAGCUCCUUCGGAUCACCCACCAACCCAUUCGUCUUUGGCGGCGGCGGCAGCGGGAGCAUCGGCAACCCCGUCGGCUUCGGUUUCGGCUCCCCCACGGGCAGCGGCGCCGAGCAGUCUAAAUCGGGCUCCAUCGGGUUCUCGUUCGCCGCGCCGCCGGCCAAAGCCGAGUCGUCGACCGACGUGUCGCGCGACGGCACUCCCUUAUCAGAGGAAGGACAAUAUGAUAAAGAGGGCGAGGGUGAGGAGGAAGAGGAGACGACUCAUGCGGUCAAGGCGAGUGCAUAUAAAAUGGUAGAGACCGCCAGUGGGGUUAAGACGUGGAAAAGCAUGGGUCCAGGCAUGUUACGGUUAAAAAAACACACGACAACAGAUGCUCGUCGCGUGCUCCAUCGAACAAGCGCCAUGGGCAAGGUCACGAUCAACUUCCGCAUCUACAAACAGAUGCAUCCGACGCUUUCACAAAGGAGCGUCUUCUUCACAGGAUUUGACGACGAAAAACACGGGACGACGUAUCAACUACGCCUCCGCACCGAAGACGAUGCCGCCGCUCUCCUGAGUGCCCUAGAACGAGAGAUCGCGUUCGUCAAAAGCUCAGAAUGA
This is a messenger RNA of Heterobasidion irregulare TC 32-1, 1824 nucleotides long. RefSeq lists its product as uncharacterized. The record is from RefSeq and is a predicted model, not a curated record. Lineage: Eukaryota; Fungi; Basidiomycota; Agaricomycetes; Russulales; Bondarzewiaceae. Gene Ontology annotation, biological process: intracellular transport. Bases 1 to 1824 code for a protein of 607 amino acids. The transcript is spliced from 6 exons. Gene Ontology annotation, cellular component: nuclear pore.